UCUGGGCUCUAUGUUUCACGUGUACGGUUUCCAGGUACUGUCGGAGCUGACUACUAAGAUGGAGUGGUACCAGACUGGCAGAUUCCCGCGUGUCACUCUGUGUGACUUCAACAUACGGCAACUGGGAGGGAACAUCCAUCGCUGGACUGUACAGUGCGCUCUACCCAUCAACUUGUUCAACGAGAAGAUCUACAUGUUCUUGUGGUUCUGGAUGGUGUACGUGGCCAUUGCAACCGUAUGGGGCAUGAUUUCGUGGUUUAGCUUCCUCUACCGACGAGAGAGAAAGGCCUACAUCGCCAAGUUCCUUAAACGUAUGGGCAUCAUCUCCUCAACCAGCACCGGCGAUGGGAAGUUGGUACGAAAGUUCAUUACGCGGUACCUGCGUCCCGACGGGGCGUUUAUCCUUAACCUGGUGGGUAGAAACACCAAUGAUAUCGUCAUAGGAGAGCUGGUGGCAGCGCUGUGGGAGAAAUUCAAGAAGGAUCGCGCUCAUCUGCUGACCGACAGAGGCCUUGACGAAGAAGGAAAUCACAAAAUGGACAAGAUGCUUGAAGAUGCUGUGUGAACAUUUUAAAUGUUUAGCAGAGUUAAUAUAACAGUCCCGGUGUGGAGUUCACACCAUUGCAACAAGGGAGGCAUUGCUACCCAUUACUUCAGGGUCAUGAUCUCACCAUUGGUGUGAAAAUUCCACUUUUUUAGGUUCAUCCAUCCCAUACUGACUGAGUUAAUUUGAGUGUCAAAGAAAUAACAGUUGUAGGUUAAGUUCGUAUUUAGCUAUUUUGUACCUAACAGAAUACAGUAUUCUCUCACGUUUUGACUUAAUUUGUUAAUCCAUUAAGUACGCUCUCUACACGUAACCGAUCGAACUGGGAUCUCGUGGUGAAAAUUGGUAUUCAGGUUUCAGACUAGUCCAACGUUUAUUUCUGUAGCAGUAGUGUAUUCUUGAUUAUACAAGGUCUAAACAUCGAUGACACCACUUCAGUAUGUGUAAAACUAAGUAUUAUCAAAAUGUAAUGACGGUGCCUUUUCACAAAGUAACUGGACCGGACGUAUUACAUUAACAUAUGCUGUAAUUAAAAGGGAUGACGAGAGAUAGAAUUUUUUUACUCAUAUACCAUUUCCACACCAAUCUGUAGCAUUCCGUAUUUGCUCAAAGGUGUCCGAGAAAGUGCGACAUCAUUUAAAUAACUGCAUUUAUGUUUGAGGUCAGUAUUUACGACAGGAAGUAUUUAUGUGUAUUCAUAAGCGAGUAUCUGUCUCGUGAAAUGAUAUUCAUUGUGGUAUCCUUUCACUUCAUGGAAUCUCAUGCUUGAGACUUUUUUAAAGGGUUCAUUAUUUUUUUAAGUUGAAUCUCCAUUCCCUGCAGCUUGGCUUUGCUAAUGACAUUUUUGAAGCGAAAUCCAGGAGUAUAUUUUAAAUGUAACUGGUAUACUUAUGCUCAAAAACCGCUCUAGAAUAUAUUCUAAAAAGAUAAAACAAGAAAACAAUUUUUUAAAAAAGAUAAUUUUACUUUUUGAAGUGGUUUGAUUUGGUUCAGUAUCUUGUCCUUACCACUAGAGUAUUAUUUGUUCGGUUAAAGUUAGCGUUAGAUGUUGAUUAAUGAAACGAAGUGUUAGGUGAUAAUUAAUAAAAAGAUACAAUCAAAAACCGUAGUGUAUUCUGUUUCUUCAAAGUUAUUGACGUUUUAACAAUAAAUAUAAUAUAUACAGAUUUGA
Lingula anatina is the source of this 1715-nucleotide messenger RNA. Its product is annotated as innexin unc-9 pseudogene. Lineage: Eukaryota; Metazoa; Brachiopoda; Lingulata; Lingulida; Lingulidae. The record is from RefSeq and is a predicted model, not a curated record.